UUUGUUAUGUAACUCGCUAUCGGUCUAUCAUCAGUUAUGUUUAUUCCUCUGACAGCUGAAGUGAAUGUGCUCUGUGACAGAUUCUCGGGAUCUCGGGCUAUUCUUUUCAGCAACCUAGCGAACGUUUUGCAAAGUGUAUAAAUCUACAGUGCUUAGUGGUAAAAGUGCCUUUGACGAUUUGUCACAUGUAACUCAGUAGUUUACUUUUGCUUUUUCCAUCCUACAGCAUCCUAUUACAGAACUUGCUGUUGUUAGAAAUGCGCUGAAUUGUAGGGUCUUUAGAAUGGAGUCAAGUUAUGAUGAAGACUUGAGCGAAAACAUCUUCCUCGAAAAACUGCAGACUGAUCAUAUUGAAUUAUUUGAUAAAGCCAUCUGCGACGGCUGGGUGAUCUGCGUGCCCAGAUCUGGCUCGUUCGCUAAGUAUGCUUUCACUCAUGAUGACUUUUUCAACCACAUCCUGAUUCCUAGUGAUGAGCUUCCAGAGACACACUUUCGGACAUUAAACAACAAAGACAUCCGAAUAUGUAACAAAUUAAUAACCUUAGAGCCCUCGGACAUUUCCAAACCGUUCACCACGCAUAUCCUUUUUGAAGAGACCUUCUACACAGAAGAAUACUUAAAGUAUAAGCUCUUGUGUAUCGAACGCCCAUUAGAGCCGUGUCAAAUUGGUGAUGAGAUUAAGUCUAGUUUUGUUAGUGUGCAGACUUUACGAGAUUGCAUUGAUCUAUUAUGGACAGAAAGUGCAGGCAAGUCAAUCCUAGAGAAGAUGGAUGAAAUAAUCAAUGAGUUUCUGGAAGCAAACCAUGAUUUGGAGUACAAAACUCUACAAGUUCAACGAGAUGCAACCAGUCGUUUGUAUACGAAAUGUUUGCAGGUAUGUUUAAGCGAUACUCGGCUAAGGAGUCAGACAUGUGUUAACAAAUAUUUUCUAGAGAACAUCAAGAUUGCUGUUGAAUCCUACGUACAUCAUCAUAUCUACAAAAAGCUGAUAAAGGGUGUUACAGCAUGCACAGCAUAUGAUGAUGCGCAGUUGAACAAAAUAAUCCGCAAUUUAUCAGACCUACAGCUGGGUGACUUAGACAUUCGAGCAGAUCUUCAUGAUACAGUUCCACAAGCCAGGAGCGAGCUGUCAAAAGUAGAUGGGUAUAGUACAGUGCUUGGUAAGCUAGGGUGCCUUAAAAGAUGCCUUGCUGCCAUUGCGCAAGAGUCCAUGAACCAUUCGGAAGGCAACAUAGUGAAUGCAGAUGACUUGUUACCAAUAUUUGUUUUCUUGAUCAUCAAAACUAACCUUCCCAACUGGAUUGCUCACCUGACCUAUCUAUCCCAAUUCCGGUUUUCAUCAUCGAACCAAAUGAUAGCUGAUACAAGUACAUUUUUGAUAACAUCUCUUGAAGCUGCAAUUGAGCACAUUAAAUCAGGCUCCCUACUAGGCUCACCAAUGCCUGAAUCACAGUUACCAGAUGCAGAUUAUCCAGAUUCUGCUUUGACUUAUGAAAUGUCAAACAUGAAGUCAUAUCAAGCAAACCUUAAACCGAAGUAUAAUGCAAAGUCAAAUUUAUAUACACUGUUUGAGGAAACACGUUGUGGAAAUCUAGAAAAAGUUAAAAGCAUUUUAGAUAAUAAUAACUUUCCUUUGCCUGAAAAUCCCUCUAAAGAUAAAUCUCAACUCUGCCAUCCCUUAUGUUCCUGUGACAGCUGUGAAAAGCAGAUGUCAAUCAUUUUGUGCAAUACAGUUCCAACAGUUUACUCUUGUGAUGAUCGAGGCUUCACUGUUCUGCACAUUGCCUGCCUCUUUGGACGUCCCAAAAUUGUGGACUUGCUUCUAAGUUAUGGUGCAAAUCCUAAUGUCCAAGACUACUCUGGCUCAACGCCCCUGCAUUAUGCUGCAGCUCGAGGCCACCAAAAUGCCCUGUUACUCAUUCUGCACGCCACAAGUGACAUUAUAGAGCAGCCAGACAAUGAAGGUAAUACUGCACUGCACCUGGCAACAGAGAAUGGGCAUGAUGGCUGUGUGAAAGCACUGUUGUACUUUGCUGAGCACAACGGAAUUCCAUUCAACAUUAACAUGACCAACAACCAGGGCGAUACAGCUCUGCACUUCGCUACUCGUUGGGGUUAUGAAAAUCUUGUGCAACUUUUGUGUGAUUACAAUGCCAACCCCUUGUUAGAAAAUAAACGUAAGUUAACUCCGAUGGACUGCGCCCACAAUUUGCAUGUGGCAAAUAUACUGACGGAGCAUUUGCGCGCGAACAAACCAAUUUUGCAUUUGAUCCGCCCAUGCCCGAAAAAAAGUGAACUUGUUGCCGCAGCAUCGUUUGUCAGUCUGGAUUUUUCCGACACAUCAGAUAGUUUCACCUCAACUGAAGAGUACGGGACAAGACCACAGACUAUGAAUCAAAUCAAGAGGGUGGAGAAGCUGCUUCGGGCGAUUGAGUUCAAUGAUAUUCGGCUGAUGUCGUACUAUCUGGGCUUUGAUGAGCCGGUAGUGAAGUCAGCCAGUGAACAGUCAAAGAAAUGUCAUCCUCUCUGUUCCUGUGAGCUCUGUUGGGAAGAAUCAGAAGAUGAAUUCAUCGAGCAAAGGUCGCGGAAACACCGUUUAAAAGAAGCAUUAAGUGUGAACGUGUGUAACUCAGACGGCUACACACCUUUGCACAUAGCAACACUUCACAACAGAGUUGAAUGUGUACGCCUGCUCCUAGACGGUGGAGCAAAACCUAACCUUAAAACCAAAUCAAAGGAGCUAACAAGCCUUCACAUCGCAUGUCAGAAUGAGCGGACACGCAUCAUCAAACUUCUGUUAGCCUCUGGAGAGACUAACAUCAAUACACAAGAUGUCAAUGGUAACACUCCACUUCAUUAUGCAUGUAUGACCAACAAUGUAAAACUUGUAGAGACAUUACUGAAAUAUGAACCCAAACUCGGAAUCAAAAAUUCCUUUGGACAGACCCCCUUGGACUUGGUCAAGGAAAGCAUGUCCCUUUGUUUGAUCAAGCUGCUAGGUGGCAAACCUGUAUCUGGGUUAUAGCCAGUUUUCUGGAACAUCUCAAUUAGCUUCAGGACCUUUAGACCCUGCCACUUUUUCAAUCAAGUUUUUUUUUUUCUACUUGAGUGAACAGGAGUUUUUCUGUUCACUCUGUGGACUUGAGUUACAUUUUAUGAUUUAGGAAGGAUGCUCAAACUAAAAGUGCUUUGAUUUUUCAAUUUAUUGACUUUACCCCGAAAUUGUUAAAUAUCGGAGUAAUCUUAUUUUUUAGUUGGCCCCUUUGACUUGUAAGUUGCUCUCUGAAAGUCUUUUAGAGAGAAAUAACUGGAAUUGAGUAGUGAAAAUCCUCUUUUACUAGGUCUCAUAGUACAAAUUUAAUGAAGUACCUUCAUAAUCUACUUCAAAUACUUCAGUCAUCCAGAUGAAUAGAAACCUAAUUCAUCAAGGGUGAAAGGAUGUCCAUGAAAAUCCUAUAAUUUUUGUUAUUUCUUCUGAAUUUGGUAAAUCAAUUUGUUCCCGAUUCACUUGUUGAUACCUCUAGGUUUACCUUCAGGUAAAAUGUUCGUAAAAGUAUUUUCUCUCAUGGAGACUCUCUUCUCGCAACCCUAGUGCUCCUUUAUUGAUGAUGUACACAUACCUAACAGGUCAUGUGCUAGCUUGUGUUACCGUGACAAAUAACCUUAGCUAGCGGCAGAAACAGAGAAAUUAGAUUUUGUGAAUUGUGUCCGAACUUUCUGUAACCAAAUUCAUCGGUAAGGUAUCAGAGUAGUUCUGUCGAGCAUAAAUUUUAGACCAAGGAAAUAACUCUAAAAUUGUGGCCUGAUUACUGUAACACAAGAUUUUAAAACAGUAAUGAGUCUACCUAGAGCAAAAAACAGCUGAAAAAGUACUAACAAUGAAAUUUGAGCUGCGCAAUGUAACUGCAACAUACAUACAUCCUAAUUCUAUCAAGUGGAGGGGACGUAUUUUAGCUCAAUGAAGUUUAGAGUAAAUGCUUUGCUGGGGUCAGGUCAUCCUAGUUAGUCUUUUUACUACUAUCAAUAAAUUUUAGAUCUGAAAACUCACUCAUUUAAUUAUUAUCAUUUGAUGAUAAUUGUGUCUUGCAAAUGUCUUGCUGUUGUAUGAAAUUAAUUUUGGAAACCAAAAGAAGGUUUGGAAACUAAAGAAGUGGAAAUGAAAGGAGACCAUGCCAUGAUACCAACAACACACAUACUUUAUAACGAGAACAUCUAUUACUAACAAAAAUCAACAAAUAGAACCUGAGUAUGUUAAAAGAAUAUUCUAGUUUUCUUAAAUUAUAAAUUUUAAAUCAAUGAAAUAAGUCUAAAUAAAAUGUAAAACAGUAAAAAAUUAUUAUGAAUGAACGUAGAUAGAUGAAUGGAAAUAAAAUAAUUAAAUUCAUCCACUAUCUAUUUUACAAACAAGUUGUUGUUCCUUUGAAGUAAGAAGUUUGCUCACUUUCCUGCAUUUGUAUUCUUAUGCCAAGGAGCCUCAAUUUGUCUUUAUUCAUUCCUUUUGAUGCUGAAGGGAGACUUUGAUUUUGGUGCUAAAAACAUGGAGAAAACGAAACUUAUCCAUUCUAUAGACUUUUUAUUUAGUUCAAUUUUACUAAGAGGAUAACCCACUGCACUCAUGUUUUAUCAGCGUGUCAAACUGGUUGCUCUAUUUUAGUUACAUAUUCAUUUAUAUUCAUAGUUCUUUUGGAUCUCUGUCAUCUUUUAAGAAUGUUCACUGCUCUUCUUUUGGAAAUGGUAUUCAGAAGUGAACAGGCAGGCGGUAACGCUGGGGAAAAUUGCAGAGGGCUGGUGGAUAUUUUCGUUGAUUUUGGAUUGAUUUGUCGCCUUCAUUCUGUGAAAAAAGCAUCUAAAAUGGACGAUAUAUGUGAUAAAGUGCGAUAAAUUUGUCGGCCCUGGCCCACCCCUGAUAGUAUCUCUAUUUUCGUCGAUUUCCAAGCAAACCUUUUCAAAUGAAUUUCUAAAAUACCUUGAUAUCUGUAAAAUAAUUUCAUUUACUAUGAUGUUAAGUUUUUCGUGCCAUCAUUCCCAAUCAAAAUUGUUAAUUGUUUUAGGAUCUAAACAUAAAGCUAAACUUAUGGUGCCUUCAGAAUCCUUAAUUGGAUAGAGCUUUUGCCCUUUAUUUGAACUAAAAUUGCUGAUAAAAUAUCUUAAAACCCUCAUGAAUUGUAAUCCUUGUUCAUUCCGUAAGUAAUUAAAACCCUCAUGAAUUGUAAUCCUUGUUCAUUCCGUAAGCAAAUAUCUAAUAUGUCAACAGCUGAUUAUAAGUCUCAGUUCAUCCUGAAAGGUCAAAGAAUUGUUGAAAAUUGUAGCUGCAUUAAUGUUUGAAUGCUGUUUUCGGAAAAUGUAAGAGAACAGCAGCAGUAUCUCAUCCAGUCUUUAGAUCAAUUUCUUCAUUAAGUGAAUGCUGAUGUUUAAAUCACUUUUUGCAUGUGUCAAUCUGAAGGAUUUUGUGGAGCUUCCUACCCAUUUCUGGUGUCUUUACCAAAGGCGAAAAUUCCAUUAUAAUUGUAUCAGUAGCACUGAUGAAGGUAGAUCCCCAAUGAAAUAGUGUACUUGAUGAGCCAAUCUCCCAAUUAGACAGAUCUGACUGUACUGUCGAAGUAAAUUAGAAAUUCAAAGUUCAGUCCACAAGUAUACAAAUCCUAUUGUUAGGUAGAAAAGCAAUCAUUUUUUAUUAUUUUUUCUUCCUUGUAAAUGGUAGUUAGCUAGAACUGGAGCUUUACACCUGGCUUCUUCUCAUAGCCAAGGUAAGGAGUUACAUGGGGGCUGAGGGUGGUACUCAGCAUUAGACAUCUAUUUUUUAGUUCAGGCUUUAAAUUUGGCAGAAAAUUUGUUUAAUGGUCUCAUUAUGAAGUGUGCUAAAGUGUUUCACUGAUAUUAUCUUUCAAUUACCCCCUCCCUCCCCUCAUGUUCCUGUGCGUCGAAUAAUUGAAUUUUUGCCAUUUUUGUGCAGUUUUUCCUUAAAUUUUGAAAACUCUAGUAUGCACCAGUAUUUCCUAGAUUGUUCUAAUUGCAAGUGACAGAGAUUCUUAGCUCCCAUUAUAAGUCCCUUGCACCCCUAGAAGAACAGCCGCUAAAUAGACAUUUAAUUUUGGAAUUUUUGCAGGCCCAUAGUACAUUUGUAAUUGAUGAAAGGAGAAAAAAGUACAUUGUGUUCGCAAUUUAACCUGUAGAAGUCGUUUUGUCUACAUUUUCUUAGGUCUCUGUGUAAAUUCAAACAUUAUUAAAUCUCAUGGUGACACAAAUUCUGCAUCAUUUUCACAAAAAUCUUGAGAAAAUUUUUACAAGAAUAAUCUCUGCGGAAGUCAGUUUACCCUGCCUAACUUUAAUGCUAUCAUGUAACUUCCUCCUCUAUUUUUGACCUGAAUUCAAGAGUAUACAUCUUUUUACUCUCUUAAGUAGAGCUCAAUCUGAUCUUGAUCUUAUUUAAACAGCGAUUAGGCUAAAACCGAAAUCAGACUUCUCCAAGGAAUUCCCUCUCCCUGUUCACAAGCAUCUCCUUUUCUGCUUUCCCCCCCUUCUUCCCCCACUCAUUUAUAAUUCUAGUCUUGACUCUGGCCCCAUGUCUUUGCCCUUGAACUACUGCUUAACAUCAUCAGCACAAUUUUAUUUGUCUUAGCUUUAUGUUUUAUGUAUAUAUUUUUCUUAAUUAUUUUGCAAAAUGAAGCUGAUCGUCAUUGUUUAUAUUUUUGUAGUGUCACGGAGUCAGCAGUUAUGUGUGCAGUUGAAGAUUUUGAAUUUGUAUGUCUGUGAUAUUUUUUAUCUAUAAUUAUAAUAUGAAUUGAACAAAUUCAACAGCUUUCACCCUAAC
Messenger RNA from Bemisia tabaci, 6811 nucleotides. Its product is annotated as ankyrin repeat domain-containing protein 27. Gene Ontology annotation, biological process: early endosome to late endosome transport; neuron projection morphogenesis. Gene Ontology annotation, molecular function: guanyl-nucleotide exchange factor activity; SNARE binding. Lineage: Eukaryota; Metazoa; Arthropoda; Insecta; Hemiptera; Aleyrodidae. Gene Ontology annotation, cellular component: plasma membrane; neuron projection; transport vesicle. The record is from RefSeq and is a predicted model, not a curated record.